Molecule: messenger RNA, 405 nt
Organism: Cutaneotrichosporon cavernicola
Lineage: Eukaryota; Fungi; Basidiomycota; Tremellomycetes; Trichosporonales; Trichosporonaceae
Exons: 1
Coding region: 1-405 (134 amino acids)
Source: RefSeq, a predicted model, not a curated record
AUGACUCUCUCCGACCUCGACCUCGUGUCGCAAGCUAUGGCGAGCAGCGAGCCUGCCAAUGCACGCGGCUCCGUUCACGCCAACGGGACGACCUCGACUACGAACGGGAGCGCCAACACCCCGUCCACAAACUCUGCCAACCUCAAUCCGCCCACCCACCUAGACACCAUCGGCGACAUCGACCUCUCGUCCCUCUCGGUCGAGGAACGCGCCAUCCUCUUGCCCAUUAUCGAUGCUCUUCGCGCCUCGGACGAUACCCUCGACAGCCUCGAUGUCGAGGACAUUAUGAAGCAGCUCGAUGCGGCGGGUUCCGUCGCGGAUACCAUUGAGGAUCGGCUUGACUCGCUCCUCGCGCAUCUUGGCGAGCUUGAGGCGCAGGCGAGCCCGGGCGAGGAGAAGGCGUAG